AUGGAGUUUGGAGCCACUGGAAAUGGCACCAAUGAUGACUCACAAGAUGUUUUAAAUGACAACAAUGGUGUGUUAAGGGCUUGGAAAAAUGUAUGUGGAAGCAAAGCAGGCAGACCAGUCCUGAAAUUCCCAGCUGGAAGAACAUACUUGCUUAAGCCAAUGUUGUUCCAAGGUCCUUGUGUCUCCAACAGUGUUCUAAUUCAGAUUGAUGGAUAUAUCAGAGCACCAUCAAGUAUUUAUGAGUGGAUAGGGUUUGAGCGUGGAAGUUGGCUGCAUUUCUUGAACAUCAAUGGUCUCAUAGUCAGUGGAAAAGGGACCUUCGAUGGUUAUGGUCAUAUUUGGUGGAACAUUACUAAAAAGGGAGGUAGCAUCAAAGCACCUGCGGGUAUCAACCAAUCUUGUAGCCCUAUGCAUGUGUAUCGCGAGGUUGGUCAGCAGCCUACAAAUGUUGCUACUUUGCAGGCUGUCGACCAAUCCUGCAGUCCUAUGCAUGUGAAUCGUGAGGGUCUAGGAUUUCACCAUUGCAACAAUCUUCAACUAUAUGGAUUCACUUCUAAGAACAGUCCAAACAAACACAUCACUAUUCAGGGCUGCAUUGGAGUGACUGUCUCCAACAUUCAUAUACAAGCACCUAAAACCAGUCCCAACACUGAUGGAAUCAUGAUCUCUACCUCUUCCCAAAUCAAUAUCAAUGAAUCUUUUAUUGCCACUGGUGAUGACUGUAUUUCUAUUAAGAGUGGCUCCUCCUACAUCAACAUAACACAUAUAGCCUGUGGCCCAGGUCACGGUAUUAGUGUUGGAAGCUUAGGAGUUGUACAAACCCCUAGCACAGUGGAACAAGUGCAUGUUAAAAAUUGCACCUUUAAUGGAACUUCAAAUGGUGCUCGAAUCAAGACAUGGAGUACCGGAGUUGGGUACGCAAGGGCCAUCACCUUUGAGCACAUAACGCUCAUAGCUUCACAAAAUCCAAUUAUUAUUAAUCAGGAUUAUACUGAUCUUAAGGAUGGUGCAAUCAAAAUAAGUGAUGUGACAUAUAGAGGGUUUGUGGGAACAUCACUAACUGAGGAAGCAAUCACAUUGGAUUGUGCCAAAUUAGGUUGCAAUGGCAUAGUAAUGGAGAAGAUCAACUUGGUUUCAGCCUUGCCUGGCAAGAAAGUGACGUCGUUUUGUAAAAAUGCUAAUGGGAAACUCAAGUCUACUUCCCCUAAUGUCCCUUGUCUAGCCAAAGAAUCAUAA
Humulus lupulus (European hop) is the source of this 1236-nucleotide messenger RNA. Its product is annotated as probable polygalacturonase At3g15720. Gene Ontology annotation, molecular function: polygalacturonase activity. Gene Ontology annotation, biological process: carbohydrate metabolic process. The transcript is spliced from 11 exons. The record is from RefSeq and is a predicted model, not a curated record. Bases 1 to 1236 code for a protein of 411 amino acids. NCBI's taxonomy places the organism in Eukaryota, Viridiplantae, Streptophyta, Magnoliopsida, Rosales, Cannabaceae.